This is a messenger RNA of Chenopodium quinoa (quinoa), 3450 nucleotides long. RefSeq lists its product as uncharacterized. Gene Ontology annotation, molecular function: RNA-DNA hybrid ribonuclease activity; nucleic acid binding. The record is from RefSeq and is a predicted model, not a curated record. The transcript has 5 exons. The coding region runs from base 1 to 3450 and encodes 1149 amino acids. Lineage: Eukaryota; Viridiplantae; Streptophyta; Magnoliopsida; Caryophyllales; Amaranthaceae.
AUGGUAGAUCGGGGGUUGGGCAUGUGGUGGAAAGAUAUUGGCGUGAAUGUGAUUUCGUACUCUAUGCAUCAUUUUGCUAUUGAUAUUCUUGAUGAAAAUAGUAGGGCGGUGUGGAGGGCUAUUGGAAUCUAUGGAUGGCCGAAACAAUCUAAUAAACACCUGACUUGGUCCCUAAUGUCUUCUUUGUAUGUUGACUGUAAUCUACCAUGUGUGAUGUUUGGUGAUUUUAAUGAGAUCUCUAGCCAGUUUGAAAAGGAGGGGGGUCCGCCGAGAAGUGAAAGAAUGAUGGAUGCUUUUCGUGAGGCUAUUGACAAUUGCACCAUGCGUGAUUUGGGUUAUACUGGCAAUAUUUUUACAUGGGAGAGAGGUAACUCUAUGGAAAUUUUUGUCCGAGAAAGGCUUGACAGAUUCAUUGCAACGGAGGAUCGGUGUACGCUCUUCCCUGAGUGUGUCGUCAAAAAUCUACCUAUCUUAAAAUCACAGUCAGACCAUGCCCUUAUUGUUCUAACUACGGAAAAUCAUACUGCUGGUUUUGGUGGCCAUACGGGUUUUAAGUUUGAGGCCCUAUGGUUGUCUAAUGAGGAGUGCGGGGAGGUGGUUGGACAAGGUUGGCGUGACAGUGUAGGGUGUAGCAUGGCCUCUAGAGUCGCAAUAUGUAGUGAGAAACUAGCUUCGUGGGCUGCCCUGACUUUUGGCUUAGUGAAAAAGCGAAUCAAAAAGGGGGAAAAAAGGUUGAGUGAACUGAAAAGGGGUGCUAUGGAUGCGGCAAAGCUGGAAAUGUGUAACUCGCUGUCAAAUGAACUUGAUGAGUUAUAUAAACUUGAGGAGUCGUACUGGCAUGCAAGGGCUAGGGUGAAUGAACUUCGAGAUGGUGAUAAAAACACAAAAUACUUCCAUCACAAAGCAAGUCAACGAAAGGCACAUAAUAGAAUUGUGAAAUUGAAGGAUGACAAUGGAGAUUGGUUCGAGAAUCAGGUGGACAUAGAAAGGUUAAUUGAGGCCUACUUUGCUCGUAUCUUUGCAACAAGUGCGCCAAUGGGGAUACCAGAAGCUCUUGAGGGAAUAGAAGAGGUAGUGUCCGAGGAGAUGAAUGACAUGUUAAAUAGGGAGCCGAUUGAUGAGGAGAUAAAACAUGCUUUGUUUCAGAUGCACCCAAAUAAAGCUCCUGGACCGGAUGGUUCAGAUAUUAUCAAUUUUGUGAAAAAAAUGGUGGAGAAGGGAGGUGGACCUGUCGGAUUAGCUAAUAAGUUGAAGGUGGUGUUAAAUAAAGUGAUCUCAGUCAACCAGAGUGCUUUUAUUCCGAGGCGUCUCAUCUCUGAUAAUGCACUUGUGGCUUUUGAGAUUUUUCAUGCCAUGAAAAGAGGUGGUGAGGGUAAGGAUGGAAGCUUCGCUCUAAAGCUGGAUAUGAUUAAAUCCUAUGAUAGAGUGGAAUGGGUGUUCUUAGAGAGGGUAAUGGAUAAAAUGGGGUUCUCAGGGGCGUGGAUUAGUAGAAUAAUGAGUUGCCUUCAAAGUGUUAAAUUUGCUUUUAAAAUAAAUGGGCAAAUUUCAGGGGAUGGUCUGUUACAUGGUGCUAGAAUCUGUCGAGGAGCUCCCCGUAUCUCCCACUUGUUUUUUGCGGAUGAUAGUAUCCUUUUUGCUAAAGCUAAGACUAUAGAGUGCUCUGUGAUAGCUAAUAUAAUUAGCAAAUAUGAAAGAGCGUCGGGCCAGAAAAUAAAUACUCUUGGGGUUCGGGAAGUUAACAGGAAUGGAAAAUACCUGGGGCUACCAACGAUAAUUGGCAGGUCUAAGAGAGCUAUAUUCGCUGGUAUAAAAGAGAGGAUCUGGAAGAUUUUGCAGGGUUGGACAGCGAAGCUGUUAUCUAAUCAUGGGAAAGAAAUUUUAAUCAAAGCUGUUGCUCAGGCUAUUCCGACCUACAUAAUGGGGAUAUUAAGGAUACCGGAUGGAAUUGUUGAUGAAAUCCACUCGCUUUUGGCUCGAUUCUGGUGGGGGUCUACAUCCUCAAUAAAAAGACUACACUGGCAGAAAUGGGAAGAGUUAUGCAGGCCAAAGAGUAUAGGGGGCUUGGGCUUUCGGGACCUCCGAUGUUUCAAUCAAGCUCUCCUAGCUAAACAAUUAUGGCGUCUCCACCAUGACCGAGGCUCUCUUGUUCAUGCUAUCAUGAAAGUAAAAUAUUUUAAAAAUUGUGAUGUACUGGAGGCUGCUAGAGGGUAUGACCCAAGCUAUACAUGGAGAAGCUUAUGGGGUGCCAAAUCGCUGCUGUUAGAGGGUUUGAAGUGGAGGGUGGAAAAUGGUUGUGACAUCUCAGUGUGGGACUGUGCGUGGCUGCCCAGCAAUUCUUCGGUGUGUGUACCUACUCCUCUGGAGAACAGCGAUAUGGGACUGAGAGUAAGCGAUCUUAUCGACCAUGAAACGAUGUCAUGGCGCCAGGAGGUUCUUGCUGACAACUUCAAUAUGGCUGAGCAAACUCAAAUUCAAUCCAUCCCCUUAUCCUUUAGGUGUGUGAAGGAUCGAAUGUUUUGGUGGCCUGCAAGAUGUGGCAAGUACUCUGUGAAGUCGGGGUACUGGCUGGCGAAGCAUGGCCCUGCUACAAUACAAAGACAGCCCCAAGAUGAAAUUUGGCGAAUUAUUUGGAGCAUGAAAAUUCCCCCGAAGCUAGCCCAUUUCCUAUGGAGGGCAUGUAAAGGGUUUCUUGUUGUGCGAGAAAGACUGGCUCUGAUAGAGCAAGCACCGGAUUCAAGCUUUUGUGAGAGGUUCUUAUGGCUUGCCUCGAAGACUACAAGUAAUGAGCUGAGGUCAAUUGCAACGCUAACCUGGGCUGCUUGGUGGUGUCGAAACAAAGUGGUUUUCGAACAUGAAGACUUGUGUCCUAUAAGCAUAGCCUCGAACCUUGCCAAAUCUGUCCAGGAGUAUGCUGAUUAUGCAAAAAAGGUGUUUAUGUAUCGGGGUGCUGCUGUGACUCCUGCUGCUAAUGCCUGGUCCUGUCCUAGUGUGGGGGUAGUGAAGGUAAAUUGCGAUGCUUAUGUAGGGAGGAAUGUGGGGCUUGGUGUGGUUAUCAGAGAUGCGAAUGGAAGUAUACUGGCAGCUGCUGUAAAGAGGGGUGCUCUAGGAUGGUCAGCUGAGAUUGCUGAGGCUGCAGCUUGUCGCUAUGGGCUCCAGUUAGCAACUAGACUUGAUUACUCUGCUGUGGUGCUUGAGAGUGAUGCGUAUGCUGUUACGCAAGGAAUAAAGACGAAGCCUGCUGAUAAUUUCACACCUUUCUCUUUAAUUAUUGACAAUGUGUGUUAUUUGUCUAGGUUUUUUACUGUUUUCUCAGUGUCUCAUGUUAAACGUGCGGGUAAUACUCUAGCACACCAUGUUUCUAGAUGGAAUACUUAUGAUUGUACUGAACGUGUUUGCUUAGGUCCGUUUCCCCAAAGUCUGUUAACUUUGGCGGAAAUUGACCUCCUUUAA